Messenger RNA from Lentinula edodes (shiitake mushroom), 1323 nucleotides. RefSeq names its product actin-related protein Arp6. Lineage: Eukaryota; Fungi; Basidiomycota; Agaricomycetes; Agaricales; Omphalotaceae. The record is from RefSeq and is a predicted model, not a curated record. The transcript is spliced from 10 exons. Gene Ontology annotation, molecular function: nucleosome binding. The coding region runs from base 1 to 1323 and encodes 440 amino acids. Gene Ontology annotation, cellular component: Swr1 complex.
AUGAAAAACAACAUAGUCAUCCUCGACAAUGGUGCUAGUACAAUUAAAGCAGGUAUUGCUUCAGGCGUCCUCGCCGAACAAGAGGCUGUGAGACUUGUUCCAAAUGCAAUCGUGCGCUCUAAAGGUGACAAGGCCACCUAUUUUGGUCAUGAAAUCGCAAAAUGCAAAGACUACUCCUCACUGCACUACCAAUUACCUUUCGAAAAGGGAUACAUUGUCGAUUGGGAUGCAGAAAAAGCUAUCUGGGAUGGUGUAUUCUCUCAAGAGGUUCUAGGGGUCAAUACGACCGAGUCCAGUCUUAUUUUAACAGAACCAUACUUCAAUCUUCCGAACAUUCAAGAAAUAUACGACCAGUUCGUCUUCGAAGAAUACGAGUUCUCUUCGUAUCACCGAUGUACUCCCGCAUCUUUGAUACCUUACGGGAAGCUAUUAGGAAUGCCUCCGUCCGAGUGUAUGCUUAUUGUGGACUCGGGAUUCAGCUUCACACACGUUGUGCCGAUGAUCAACAACAUCAUUUCAUGGCCUGCCGUCAAAAGACUGGACGUCGGCGGAAAACUACUCACAAACCAAUUGAAGGAAUUGAUAUCUUUUCGUCAGUGGAAUAUGAUGGAAGAAACAUACAUCAUGAACCACGUUAAAGAGUGUUGCUGUUAUGUAUCGACAGACUUCAAGAAAGACAUUGAGACGAUGCGGUUUGAUUUAGACAACCCCAUCGUACAGAAGUACGUUCUUCCUGAUACGUCAACGAGCAGAAAGGGGCGCUUGAUUGAGCCCGGAGAUAUGACCCUUGGUUCAGAACAAGUCCUCGUUAUGAAGAAUGAGCGUCUUUCGGUGCCAGAAAUAAUCUUCCGGCCGGAUGAUAUUGGCCUAAAUCAAUCAGGACUUGCGUCGACAAUUGCGGAGUCAAUAGCAUGUCUGCCUGAGGACCUGCAGCCCAUGUUCUGGGAAAACAUUGGUCUCAUUGGAGGUAACAUUAAAUUCCCAGGCUUCCGAGAACGACUUUUGUCAGAGCUUCGACCUCUUGCUCCCAUGUAUUGUGAAGUGAGAGUACACGAAUCUACCGAUCCCAUUACAGAGGCCUAUCAGUCAGCAUAUGAAUUUUCUACUCGGCCAGAUUUUUCCAAUCAUUGUCUCACACGCGCUGAGUACUUGGAAUGCGGAAGUAAUGGCUCACGCAGGAAAUUCCGUGAUUGGAAGAUGCAAGUGGACAUUUUAUCCGCGAACGAAUUAAGGUCGCAAGAUGAUCAUCCUCAGCAUGUCAAUAAACGACCACGGGGUAGACCACCGGGAAACGCGGUGUUUACUACUCGAAAGCAGGGUUAA